AUGCCUCCUAAGAGUAAGGCUAAGGCUAAAGCGAAGGUUGGCGCGAACAAGAAGCUUACCCGGCCUGGUUCGAAGAUCCAUGCGUUGGACGCAAGUGGGGCAGUUUUCAAAGCGUUUUAUGUAUGGUCUGUGGAUGCUCCGAUCGUGAAGAAGAAGCCUGAAGAGUUGUAUGGGAAAUGUUUGGUCUUGAAUGGUUCUAAUGAAGAUACGUUUAAGUUGAAGCAGGUGGAGCCUGAGGAGGUUGAUGACGUGUUCGAGAGUGCUGCGAGUCGUUGUUAUAACGCAAACAGUAACAUAGAUCCGAUGGCGUUUCCGGACAUCGGUAUGUUGCCGCACACGAAUGAUGCUUGUGUGUUGGAUUACAUGAGGGCGCGUUUAGUGAUGGGUAAUAUUUUCGUGACUGCUGAGCCGUUGUUGGUUGUGCAGAAUCCGUUUAAGAAUGUUGGGAAUGCAACGGAUGACUGGAUACGGAAAUAUCGAGACGUGCCGGAUGUUUCUACUUUAGGACCCCAUGUAUUCUCGAUUGCUCGUACAGCAUUAGAGAACCUUCACUCAGUCAACAAGUCUCAAACCAUUAUUGUGUCUGGCGAAUCUGGAGCUGGUAAGACUGAGGCCACUAAGCAGGCAAUGCGAUUUUUCGCUGCUGCCAAGUCUGGAGCCAUGGACUUAAGAGUACAAAAGGCUAUAUUAGCGGCCAACCCUGUACUGGAGGCUUUUGGUAACGCAAAGACAAUAAGGAAUAACAACAGCUCCCGAUUCGGACGAUACAUGCAGCUACUAGUGGCUGCUAAUGGAGGUAUUCAGAAUGGUUCUGUACAAGGUUUCUUGUUGGAGAAAAGUCGUAUUCUAUGUCAAGAAGAUAACGAGAGAAGCUACCAUAUAUUUUACCAAAUUUUGAAGGGCGUAAAUGAGGACCAAAAAAAGAAGUUUAAAUGCAAGACACUUCAACAGUAUAAAUAUAUCAAUCCCAAGUGCUUGGACUCGCCCGGCAUCAACGACUUAGAAGAAUGGAAAGAUGUGUGCGAGUCGUUCGAUUCCAUGAUGAUGACAGCUGAAGAACGUGAUAGUGUGCUAAGUAUAUGCUCUGGUGUCCUGCUUAUGGGUAACGUUGACAUUGUGGGAGUAGUAAAGCAGGGAUUGGACGAAGCGGCAGAAAUAGAGCCUGGUUCGAGACAGGCGUUUGAAGAUGCCUGCGAGUUGAUGUUCAUUGAUCCAAAGGCGGUUGAAGAAGGUAUCACAGUGAAAAUAAGUAUAGCUGGUGGUAACGAGAUACGAAGCGUCUGGAAACGGGAUGAAGGCGACAUGUUAAAAGCUUCACUUGUAAAAGGUAUGUAUGAUGCCACGUUCCAGUAUAUUAUAAGAAAGCUUAACUCCAACAUAGAACCUGAAGGUGGGUGGCCAGCUUACAUGGGUAUGCUGGAUAUUUUCGGGUUUGAAGUAUUCAAGAACAACUCUCUAGAACAGUUGUUUAUUAAUGUGACCAAUGAAAUGUUACAGAAGAAUUUUACAGAUACUGUCUUUGAGCGUGAAAGCAAGUUGUAUAAAGAUGAAGGGAUUCCGAUAACAGAUCUAAUUUUUACUUCUAACGCGGAGGUUAUAGAAGCAUUGUCUGGUAGGAGAGGUUCAUUAUUUGCUACCUUGGAAGAUCAAUGUCUGGCGCCAGGUGGUACGGAUGAGAAGUUCCUGUCGGCAGUGUAUAGUACACUGAAGGGGUCGACGAAGGUUUAUGCGGCUAAGGUAGGAGGCAACCAGAUUUUUGCUGUCGCACACACGAUUGGUGAAAUCAAAUACGUGGUUGAAGGAUUCUUGUUUAAAAAUAAGGAUGUACUUCGUGCGGAACUGGUCGAGGUGGUUCAAGGGAGUACGAACGUUGUUAGUAAGGAACUCUUUGCUGGUGUUGUAGUCGAAAAGGGUAAGAGCGCGAAAGGUCAAUUAAUUGGAUCUCAAUUCAUGAACCAGUUAUCAAGACUUAUGGAACUUAUUAAUGCGACAGAAGCUCAUUUUAUUCGCUGUGUUAAACCCAAUGAAGAGAAACUACCACUAACAUUCACUCCUGACAAGGUUUUAAUACAACUACAAUCGCUUUCAAUUUUGGAAGCAUUACAACUACGGAAUUUGGGCUAUAGUUAUCGUAGACCCUUCGGCGAUUUUCUAUACCAAUACAAGUUUGUUAACCUUGGCAUCACUGAGGAUAAAUCUCUUGAACCUAUGGAUGCUGCUAAAAAAUUAUUACAAUCAUCCAAAAUACCAGAAUCUGAUUGGAAGAUUGGGAAAACGAUGACCUUCAUGAAACCCGCAGCUAUGAAAGCAAUGCAACAUAAACAAAGAGAAGCACUUGCAAGCUGGCAACCACUCAUCUCUCUUAUUGAAGCACUCUACAAAAGGAUGUCACUCAGAAAAGAAUACCUUAAACUCCGUGCUGGAGUAGUCAGAGCUCAAGCUUUGACUAGGAGAAGACUAGCUGGCAGAGUACCCGCUCCACCUCCAGACGUCGCUGUCGGGUUCUAG
This is a messenger RNA of Gregarina niphandrodes, 2508 nucleotides long. RefSeq names its product putative myosin. The record is from RefSeq and is a predicted model, not a curated record. Bases 1 to 2508 code for a protein of 835 amino acids. Gene Ontology annotation, biological process: vesicle transport along actin filament; actin filament organization. Gene Ontology annotation, cellular component: cytoplasm; actin cytoskeleton; vesicle. The transcript has a single exon. Gene Ontology annotation, molecular function: actin filament binding; microfilament motor activity; ATP binding. Lineage: Eukaryota; Apicomplexa; Conoidasida; Eugregarinorida; Gregarinidae.